Molecule: messenger RNA, 4257 nt
Organism: Sporothrix brasiliensis 5110
Lineage: Eukaryota; Fungi; Ascomycota; Sordariomycetes; Ophiostomatales; Ophiostomataceae
Exons: 2
Coding region: 1-4257 (1418 amino acids)
Biological process (GO): protein phosphorylation; intracellular signal transduction
Cellular component (GO): cytoplasm
Molecular function (GO): protein serine/threonine kinase activity; ATP binding
Source: RefSeq, a predicted model, not a curated record
AUGGAGCCCGAACACCCGCGGCCCUCGCGGCCGCACCACCACCCGCACCUCCUCAACCUCCUCCCCGUCACAUCCGUCUCCUCGCCCUCCUCUCCACAGCCUGGCGCGGGCCUCCGCGCGACCGGCAUCACACCCGCCUCCUCCCCGGGCGUCGUCAGCCCGCAGCAGCACUCCCACUCCUCGCCACACGUGCCCACCAUGGCCUCCAUGCUCUCGGCGACCUCUGCCUCGGCAGCACUGGCAGCCGCUGCCGGCAGCUCCUCCGCCUCGGCCACCGUCAAUCCUCUCCCCGGCACAGCCGUCUCUACUCCACCCAGCGGCUUCUCACACGAGCACUCCCCCGGCACACCGCGGCAGCCCGUCCGAGAAACGCACAUUGCGACCGUUGACCGGGACUUCACUACCGGCCGGAAGACCAUUAACGAAUACCAAGUACUUGAAGAGAUCGGCCGCGGCCAGCACGGCAAGGUCAAGCUGGCCCAGGACAGACGCGACCAGCGCAUGGUCGCCAUCAAGAUCAUCCCGCGCCUGUCCAAGACCCGCCGCCUCGGCAAAGUGUCCGCUGUCGACCCCCAGCAGAACACAAAGCGCGAAAUCGCCAUCCUCAAAAAGAUCCGCCACGAGAACAUUGUCGCCCUCCUCGAGGUCAUCGACGACCCGGAGCUCCAAAAGAUCUACAUGGUCCUCGAAUACGUCGAGCGCGGCGAGAUGACCUGGCGCAAGAAGGGCCUGCCCAACAUUUGCUACUUUGAACGCUACCGCUUUGAGCAGGGCGUCCACGGUCACGAGCUCGCCCCCGGCGAGUGCAACUGGCAUGCCGUCCUCGAGCGCAAAGCCACCAUCCGUGCCCUCAAAGACGCCCGCGCCAAUGGCACGCCGCUCCCGGUCAACGAGUGGACCACCGUCUACCAUGUAUCCGCCGACGACGAGGACGGCCAGCCGCCCUGGUGGUACGUCCCCAGCACCGGCCUGGGCCCGGACGCCUCCCUGCUUGAGUCCCACCCCAUCUCGCGCGCCACCUCCCGCGCGCCCUCGCGCAUUGCCUCGUCCGCCUCGGUCGCCAGCGCACCCACGCGCCAGUCCUACUCCUCGGACGCCUCCCCGCUGUCAUACAUGGCCCAAGACGGCGGCGAUCGUCACACCCUCAACUUCGUCGCCGACAACGACGACGAGGACGACGACGCUUUUGGCGGCGACGGCGGCUCGCAGACUCCCGGCCUCCUGCAUCCAGCCAACGCCAUGUCCAGCGCUCUCGAUGGCAGCAUGUUUGGCGCCUACGUGGACGACAGCAGCCGCCCGCGCCAGCGCUCGCCUAGCAUUGCCGACUCCGUCAUGUCGCAUCUCUCCGGCAUCGACUUCAACUCCAUGGUCCACGACCCCUACGCCGACGACUUCUCCUAUGUGCCCUGCUUCAACAUCCACCAGGCCCGCAUUGCCUUCCGCGACACCGUCCUGGGCCUGGAGUACCUGCACUACCACGGCGUCGUCCACCGCGACAUCAAGCCGGCCAACUUGCUGUGGUCUAAAGGCUUCCACGUCAAGAUCUCCGACUUUGGUGUCUCCUACUUUGGCCGCCCCAUCCGCGACGGCGAGCCCGACGUCACGGUGUCGGAAGCCGAGGCCCGCAACUUUGACGACGACCGCGAGCUGUCCAAGACCGUCGGCACCCCGGCCUUCUUUGCCCCCGAGCUGUGCUACACCGACAUCGACACGGAGCCACCGCGUGUCUCGGAACAAAUCGACGUCUGGUCUCUCGGCGUCACCCUCUACUGCCUCCUCUACGCCCGCAUCCCCUUCCUCGCCGAAGACGAGUUCUCCAUGUUCCGCAAAAUCGCCACCGAGGAGGCCUACAUCCCAAAACGCCGCCUCAAGCCUGUCGGCAUCUACACCGACCCCACCGGCUCCUCCCUCUACAGCCGGACCAACGUCCACCCCUACCGCAGCGACGCCGAUCCCGAGUACGAGGAGAUUAGCGACUCACUUCUCGAUCUGCUGCGCAAGAUGCUCAUCAAAAACCCCGACAAGCGCAUCCGCCUCAAAGACAUCAAGCGCCACCCGUGGGUCACCGAGGACCUCCCCAACGUCGCUGCCUGGCUCAGCGACACCGACCCGGCCCGCGACCAGGACCGGACCAUCCACGUCGACGAAGAGGAAAUCGGCGACGCCGUCGUGCCUCUCAACUUUUUGCAGCGCGCGCGCUCUGCCGUCAAGCGCGCCGUCGACAAGGUCAUGCACGCGCGACCCGAGCGUGACGAAAGUGCGGCCCCCUCGUCCACGCGCGCUCGCGCUGCCAGCUCCGCUGCGAGCAGCUCCCGUGCCGUGGCCGGCGACCAGGCCGCCGCGGCGUCGUCCCAGCCCAUCAACAUUCUCCCUGCCACCCUCCAGCACCACAACAGCACGGGCAGCCCCGGAAACAGCAACCACGGCCACGUCUUUGGUUUCGGCAGCCAUGGCCACAGCCACAGUCACGGUCACAUGCACUCGUACAGCCAGGGCCACCAGCCGGCCUCGUCGAGCCCGCUGGGCUUCCAUCACUACCAUACCGGCAACAAUCCCCGCGACGCCCGCCGCAAGAGCCUGCACAAGGCCGAGGUCAAUGAUUACUUUGCCACCGUUACCCAACUACCACCCGUACCAGGCGCUCCCGGUACUACCACCGCCUCCGCCGCCACCGCGACCGAUUCGCCCCGGCAAGACCACCCACUGGCCCAGAGCCAGACUGCAAGCCCGUAUGCGUCGCCAGACGAGAGAACCCCCCACUCCGAGUUCCCUCCGUCGCAGCUGCAGCAGCUGACGUUGCCAGAGACGUCAGCAACCGAGCCGGCAGUACAACUCCCGCCCGCGAUGCCCGCGAUGCCCGUCGCCAGUACCAACACCGUCUACAACUACAACAUCGACGGUUCUGGCGAAGCUAGCCCCGCCACGCCGCCGUCCCGCACCAUGACCCGACACGUCCACUCCCGGUCCAUCAGCAACGCCAUCCUGAGCCGCGCGUCGAUACUGCGCGACAUCCAGACGAUGCCCCCGACGCCUACAGCCGCCCUACCCUUGGACGCCUCCACCAGUGGCCGCCGCACACGUGAAGUCCGCUCGGCUUCGUCCGCUGACAUCACCUUCAAUGCCCGCACCCGCUCGGUCGACCGCGCCGGCAUCGUCUUUGCCAACCCGGACAAACGUGCUGAAGCUCUCGUCGGGCUGAGCGUGGCGAAUGCGCCUGGUAGCAUGCGGCAACCGAGCCUGCACCUGUCGACGUCGACCGUUGGCUCAGACGAGACCGAGACUGAGACGCUGACACAGACGCAAACCCAGACCUUGGUCGAGCGUCCUGCCACGGCACACCGGGUCCAGGACAUCGUCGCCAACGACAUCACCACAGCUGUGGGCCGCGGUAAGUCCAACAGCCUGUCGGCGUUGCCAAACACAAACACGUCUGUGGAUGCCUCUGCGGUGCCUUUGACCAACGCCGGACUGGACACAACUGCUGCGCCUACCUCUGCCACAACCACUUCGUCCAGCUCUGCGUCUCUCGAGGAGGGCUUCAACCAGACGCCCCUCACCAGCCCCAGUGAGAAGACCCACCACUCGUUCGUGCAUAGCACGAACAGCACCACCAGCGCCGGCAGCAGCCAGCCGGGCCACCGCAAGGGAAGCUCCAACGCCAUGAUGACCAUGGUUUUCCAGUCGGACCCGUCGCUACCCGCCCUGCUGAGCGGUGCCUCCUCGGUGUCGAAUGAUGUGGAAGGCGAGUUCCUCGGCAACCCCGGUGUCGUUGGUGGCCCCGGCGACGUCUCGGACUCGCUGACCCCGCCUGCCCUGCUGGGCAAAGAGCCGGCUGCCUUCCCACUCGGCCUCAAAGACCAGCAAGGCUGGGGCAGUGGUGGUGCCAUCCCCGUGGAAAUCGACAACACGGCUGCGACGGCCCGCGCUGCCGCCACGGGCCGGUCUACUUCGACGUCGUCCCGCACCCCAUUAGCCACACCGGUCCGCGGCAACAGCCGUUGCUUCACCGACGAGGACGAUGACAGCGACUCGGACGGAGGCAUCAUCAUGAUGGCGAAGGCCAAGAAGAAGGUAACUGCCUUUGGGCCUAUGCCUGGUAGCGGCGGCUCUGGGUUCGCAGGCUCCGGUGGAUUCUCGGGCUCUGGCAGCCGCACAACGCACAUGGCCCGUCGCCGGGACACCAGUACGAGCAUCGGCAGCACCGACACGGCCAAGAAGGUGGGCCUCGGCACGACCACCACGACCGGCGACAAUUAA